Messenger RNA from Aplosporella prunicola CBS 121167, 668 nucleotides. RefSeq lists its product as uncharacterized. The transcript has a single exon. Lineage: Eukaryota; Fungi; Ascomycota; Dothideomycetes; Botryosphaeriales; Aplosporellaceae. Bases 70 to 477 code for a protein of 135 amino acids. The record is from RefSeq and is a predicted model, not a curated record.
AGAAAGUCGAUCCGAUUGAGCGCUCAUUUGAGCACACAUUCAACCGCAAAUUCAAUAGAAGUAGUGCGGAUGGUAGCCAUGGUACGGGCCAUUGCCCUGAUGGCCCGGGUCGUAGCCCUGCUGGUUCUGCCGGGCCUGCUCCUGCAACCGACGCUGGCGCUCCGCCUCUAUGCAGGCAGAGCACAUGCGGGGAGAAGGCGUCUCGUGCACGGUGGGGAGGAUGUCUGCGCAUCCCGGGUCCUGGUUUCUACGGCAGGCCCGGCCGUGCUGGCGGACGUUGUGGAAAGAGGUAUGUCCGCAUGUGUAGAAGGUGACGAUGGAUGUGUAGCACAUCUUGACGGUUGUAUAGGGUUGGGUUUAGUUGUGUGGUUUGUGAGCGGGGGUUGGUGUGUGUAUGAGGGUGUGUUCGUGAGUGAUUGUAUGUUUGUUAGAGUGUGUCGAGUAGUAGAGGUUGUUGGUGAGGAUAUCUUUUUCUGAGCGCAGAGCCGUGGUACUUAUAUAUCUUUUUGUGAGAGCAGUGCUCCAUCAUACACCUUGUCACCUGGCAUGACAAUGCCAUGCUGGCAGAUUAGCGUUGGCGCGGCUCUCAUGUCACGGAGCUGUGAGGUGGCCAUGGAGAGUUUGCUACUAUUGUCGGUGAGGCUGCAAGCUUGUUUGUGUGCAAAGGG